AUUGGUUGCCGCUUCCGUGGAGUCCGGGGUAGGACGCCAGGUCAGCCAUAUCUGCCUUUUCCCACUCGACUGAAGGAGAGAAACAGUCAUGAAAGGAAUCAGACCCUUAAAUCAGCUUUCUAAACGAUGUUAUGCAGCUUCCAGAAGCGGCUCGCUGAUCGACCCACUGCCCGUGAAUCCCCGCAAAGUACCAGUAAAGCCAGUCUUCCAGCCACAGGAUGUCCAGGUGUCCAAGCUACCCAGCGGUAUGCUGGUCGCCUCCCUUGAAAACUACUCUCCCACCUCCAAGAUCGGAGUGUUUGUUAAAGCCGGCAGUCGGUACGAGACGCCUGACAAUGUAGGACUCACACAUGUGCUGCGGUUAGCUGGAAACCUGACUACAAAAGGGGCAUCAGCCUUUAAGAUCUGCCGGAGUGUUGAAGCUGUAGGAGCCUCUCUCAGUAUAACAUCAUCAAAAGAGCACAUGGUUUACUCAGCCGAAUUCCUGAGAGACGACUUUCACACAGUUGUGGAGUACCUGGCCCACGUCAUCACUGAACCUGAGUUUAGGCCAUGGGAAAUCUCAGAUCUCACUCCUAGAAUCAAGAUCGACAAGGCCUUGGCAAAGGAGUGCCCACAAAUUGGUGUUAUUGAGAAACUUCAUGAAGCUGCCUACAAAAACGCCCUGGCAAACUCGUUGUACUGCCCAGAUUUCAACGAGGGCAAUAUCAAGUCUGAGCAGCUGUUGUCCUUUGUGGCGAAUAAUUACACCAGCGGAAGAAUGGCUAUUGUUGGAGUUGGUGUGAAGCAUUCCAUACUGAGGCAGCUGGGUGAGCAGUAUCUGCACGUCCGUGCAGGAGCAGGUGUACCCGGGGCCAAAGCUGUGUACCGCGGAGGUGAGCUGCGGGUGCAGUCGGCGGACGGGCUGGUGCACGCGCUGGUGGCGAGCGAGGCGGCGCCGAUGGGCUCUGCGGAGGCCAACGCCUUCAGCCUGCUGCAGCGGGCGCUGGGGGCGGGGCCACACGUCAAGAGGGGCGCCAACAUCUGCAGCAAGCUCAGCCAGGGCAUUGCCAAGGCCACCACGCAACCCUUCGACGCGACAGCCUUCAGCGCCACAUACUCAGACUCUGGACUGUUUGGGAUUUACACGGUCUCUCAGUACGAUGCUGCGGCUGAGGUGAUCAGGGCUGGAUUGGCCCAGGUGACUGCUAUUGCUGAAGGGGGACUUUCUGCAGAGGACCUGGCCAGGGCAAAGAACCAGGUGAAGGCGGAGUACCUCAUGUCCCUAGAGGCCACAGAGGGCUUCCUUGAGGAGAUGGGAGCGCAGCUAUUGACGACCGGAGCCAUCAGCACACCCGACGCCGCACUCCAGGGGAUUGACGCUGUGACGGCCAGCGACGUUGCAAACGCUGCGAAGAAAUUUGUAUCGGGCAAGAAGACGAUGGCCAGUACCGGGCACCUGAUCAACACACCAUUUGUGGACGAGUUAUGAGCGGACACCUGUAUUUAAUGAAUCAAUGAAGGCAGCUGUUUGCCUUGCUGCACAAAACGCGCAAUAUAAAUAGUCCUGAAAAAAGUGAUUACCAACUGCAUUUGACAAUGUUUGUCACCAGCCACCCAUAGUUUUUUGUUUUUACUGUCAGUCAAGCACCACGAGGAGGGGCAAAUGUCUGUUUCACUGUAUAUCUGAUGUAAAUUCAUUAAAUGGUCUAUGAUAUUCCAUUCUCA
Engraulis encrasicolus (European anchovy) is the source of this 1707-nucleotide messenger RNA. Its product is annotated as cytochrome b-c1 complex subunit 2, mitochondrial. The transcript is spliced from 14 exons. Gene Ontology annotation, molecular function: metal ion binding. Lineage: Eukaryota; Metazoa; Chordata; Actinopteri; Clupeiformes; Engraulidae. The record is from RefSeq and is a predicted model, not a curated record. Gene Ontology annotation, cellular component: mitochondrion. Bases 89 to 1471 code for a protein of 460 amino acids.